This is a messenger RNA of Ostreococcus lucimarinus CCE9901, 732 nucleotides long. RefSeq lists its product with no specific name. The annotation marks the transcript as partial. Gene Ontology annotation, biological process: regulation of DNA-templated transcription. The transcript has a single exon. The record is from RefSeq and is a predicted model, not a curated record. Lineage: Eukaryota; Viridiplantae; Chlorophyta; Mamiellophyceae; Mamiellales; Bathycoccaceae. Gene Ontology annotation, cellular component: nucleus. Gene Ontology annotation, molecular function: DNA binding.
AGCGCGACGGAUUCAGAGGAGAUGACGCUCGCGGUGCGCGCUCAUCCCAUGUAUCCGCGGCUUGUGGAAGCGUAUUACGAGUGCCGGCAAAUUGGCGCUGAGGGUGAUGUGUUGGAAGCGCUCGAUCGAGAGCGCGAUGCGAUGUUGUACUCGGUUCAGGUGAUGAAUGAAGACGCGUCGAGCUCGGGCGGCGCGCAUGACGUACCGCAACGAGAUUUGGACCGGUUCAUGCGAGAGUGCACGCACGAACUUGAAUCGUACGUCAAGGAGCUACACGCGCUAUACGAAGACGCGAAGUCGUGCUGUCGAGAACUCGAGACGCGCGCGCGGAAAGUGCGUUCGGAUGUGGUGAAAAGCGCCGAUAUUCGAGGUGAAGCCGCAGAGAGCAAACGCCGAGCGCCGGCUACGGCGGCGGAGCACGCCGCGGCGAGCGGCGACUUUGAUCAGAUACUGUCUAACUCGCAACAGCGUCGCGACCACGAGGAACGACUCAGAGAAGCCCUUAAACGUAAGUACGCGAGCAGUAUUAUGACGCUCAAGUCGGAGUUCAUGCGAAAACGAAAGAAAGGCAAGCUUCCAGACCAAUCCACAGAGGUGCUAAAGAACUGGUGGUCCGAAAACAUCGUGUGGCCGUACCCGACUGAAGAUGAUAAGCGCGAACUCAUCGCGCAAACAAAACUCGACGCGACGCAGGUCAAUAACUGGUUCAUUAACUUUCGAAAGCGCCACUGG